Octopus bimaculoides (California two-spot octopus) is the source of this 5676-nucleotide messenger RNA. RefSeq lists its product as uncharacterized. Gene Ontology annotation, biological process: phosphatidylinositol phosphate biosynthetic process; intracellular signal transduction. Gene Ontology annotation, cellular component: phosphatidylinositol 3-kinase complex. Gene Ontology annotation, molecular function: 1-phosphatidylinositol-3-kinase regulator activity. The record is from RefSeq and is a predicted model, not a curated record. NCBI's taxonomy places the organism in Eukaryota, Metazoa, Mollusca, Cephalopoda, Octopoda, Octopodidae.
UAGUCAACAUUUAGAUUAUGAGAGGGCGCUGUUUGUAUUGUGAUGAUGCUACAGUAGUUUCUGCUAAAUGUUCCACGGUAUUAUUUCCUACUCCCACUACUAUUGCUACAUCUUGCUUGUCACUCCCAUCAUCUGAAUCUCUCAGAUAAAUAUUCUGUUACCAGUGUUGCCUACCAUCAUUGCAGCCUCAGCAACGCAUAUAUGCAUAUGUAGCAUAGGAGCGUGUGUGUGCGCUCGCGCGUCACUGAUGGACAACUCUACCUGACUUGCUUAUUAUACAAGAGAAACGAAAAGGAAACACCGAGUAUAUAUAUAUCUAUAUAUCUUAAAAAAAAGGAAUUAUAUAAAAGGGGAAAAAAACAACAACUUAAAAACGAAGAAUAAAAUCUACUCAACUCACAUGUGGAUAUGUAUUUAUAUAAUACGGAUCAACCCUGCUUUAAAUCUACGUAUGUAUACAUAAUUGUAAAGCUAUAAAUGUGCGUAUAUUGAUAUAUAUACUAUAAUCAUACAUUAUAUUCUGUUAUAAACUAAAGGCUGUCUGCCCAAACUGACAAGCUUGUUGAAGAGUUGUAUUAGUCUCUGGGAAACUUCAUUCAACGAGCAAUAUAAGACCGGUGGAUAUUACACUUGGAAACGUCAUAGAUACUAGUAAACCAAUUCCAUUUACCCAGUUACUUGGUUUUUCACGAUACGGGUGAAUACAUUUAUUGUUUUAUUAAUCAAAUAUCACCAUUAUUCGAAUUCUUACAACCCUCAGUUUUCUUCUCCUAUCUCUCUCUCUCUCUUUCAUUCACUCUCAAUUCUUUCCUUUUUCUAUUUGAUAACCCUUCCAGCUAUUUGGAUGUCAAUGCGUUGCCAAGAGUGAAAUUAUAGUAAAAAAUUGGUUGUUUAGGCGAAGUAAGACUUUUUAUUUUUUUCUUCCAAACACAUCUCGUCUAAUCGAAAUGCGGUGUGUUCACAUUGAACCCUCACACUUUCUAUUCUUGUUACCAGCAGCACUGUACCCCCAGCACGAGUGAGUGAUGUUUGGUGUGACACAGGGCCAAGGGAUGGCACCAACAGCACAACCACUGCCGCUACUGCUGCUACACCAUAUACGACAAUUCCGACAGCGACCUCUUAUCUUUCGCUACCAUCGUUAUCACCAACCGUACAUUCGAGUAAUUUACAAUAAUAAGAAUAAAAAAUACACCACUACCAUCGCUUCUACAAAGAGCAACAACACUAAUAACACUGCCAAUUGUGUAACUCCUACUAAAGUCUUAGCAUCUACAGGUACCCGCUUCAUAUUCAAUCUAACUUCAUUUGUAACUAACAACAAGAACCAGAACAACAAUAUUGUUGCUGACAGUUCUGACUUCGGUGCUUUAUAUUCAAUUAGUUCGUCUAAAGCUGAAAACAGUUUAUCUUCCUUAUCAUCAUAUACAGGGUGGUUACAAAAUAGGGGAUCAUCGUGAAGCUAGGAAACACACAACAAGCACGCAGACGUAUGAGACUUAACUAAAUAUUUGCCCAACUAGAUUUCACAUAAUUUGAAAACAUAAAUCAGGUAAAAACUCCGAAGAAAACUUUUAAAAUCCUCAAACAAUUUCAUUCAUACACUCUGAAACAACACAAUGUAGUUUUAUAAUGGAAAAUGAAAAUUAAAUUAAAUUAUGGAUCCCUUACUUUGUGACCACCCUGAAUUUUUUUUUUCGCCCUUGUUUUCUUUGUGUUUGCCCUUAUCGUCAACUGCUAAACUGUAACAUGUUAGCCAGUUUUAUCACCCAUUAUCGACUAUUUCUCUUUUUACUUCUGUAAACGAUGUAAUAUAAACAUAGCUAAAUUCGUGUCCGUACUAUUUACUCCUUUUGUUUUAAUUUUUCGCACCUUAACUGCAAAUCAUCAGCUCCCCACAAUCAACAUGGUCAGUGCUUUGCUAAUUGUUAAUAUGUGAUAGUUGUUAUAUAUUAUUACAAUACUUCUUGCUUGUUAACUUUUUUCAUAUGUUACUGAUAAACACUACAAAUAUUUCGGUUUAAACUGACAAAAGAAGCUCCCACUUUUUUCUUAUAUAUUUUUUAUUUUGUUUAUUACAAUUAACAAAUACUUCAAAGAAAAUCUGUUAAGAAUUUCUCUUCCGUUGAGAAGAUUCAGAGUGCGCAAAAAAAUCAAUAAAUUUAGUAAACAUACGAUUCCGAUGAAGAUAUGUAAAUAAACAUUUUAGCAUUGUACUAGGUCACAUUCAAAUAGCUUGUACCUGGUUAAAAUAUACCCGGUUCGGGGGAGAUAUUUUUUUACACUUGAUCAUUCAUACGCGUACGUAUAUAGACAUACAUAACGUACUAUCAUUUGUUAGUAUACCCCAUUUUUUCAUAAUAUAAAUUAUCUACCACAGUUUUUGGAUGUUUGCUCUAACUAGAUCGAAAUCAAUGUCGAAGAAAACUUCUAAAACGUCGCCUUCUUCAUCACCGCUGUCCUCUGCGGCUGUGGUGAAGGAGGCAACUGACAGUUGGAAAAGCCGUAGUAAUCGUAACAAUAACAAUCGACACCAUCAGUUACAAUAUUCAGCCAGUCACUUGGGCUGUAGUACAAGUAUAAGCAGUGGUGCUAGUGGUCCCAAGGUAACUAAGAAAUCGGCUCACUCAACUAUUGGUGGCAAUCCUACAUCUAUGACGUCCUCAAAGACUAUGAUUGAUGGCAGCGGUGUGGCAGUUAAUGAAGCUAAUCUUGGUUUUCUUGGACGGCUGAAAAGAAAGUUUAGGAUCCAUACCAACAAAGGUAGUUACAGUCUUUGCCAGGAAAAUUUGUCAAACAAUAGCCAUUAUAUGGCACGUAGUGAGAGCGAAAUAUAUGACAAUAAUCAUCAUGCAGGACUUACUUGGAAAGAAACUAAAUUACGUUCAGAAAGCUUACCCCGCACACGACAAAAUCCAUUUUCGACUGUGAAAAAGACACCGCAUCGGCAGAAUUCUUCUUUCUGGGGAAGACAUUUCCCAGAUAACCAAAAUAUUGUAGACCCAUCAUGGCUCACUGAAGAAUCCGAUGAGGGGCAGUGUCGCCCAUUGUUGAAUGAAUCAGGUGAAGUAAGGAAUGAUUUUUUGAGCUUGGAUGAGUCUGCAAUUGACUUGGAUAAUGAACCUGCAACUAACGAUGUCUUGAAUGAUGAACCAGGUUAUGAAAGCUUGGAAGAAAUCAAAUUAAAAAUGCAGUUAAAUCAAUUAAAACAUUCUUCUGUUUCUACUGUUCUUGAAUGCCCUGAAACCCCUGACACAAAUGACUUAUGCUGCAAUGGGGUUUCAUUACAAGUUAAGUCCUCCUUGUUAUCUUCAGCAUUACCAAAGAAUGGCCAGUUCAAAAAUGCAGACCAUAUUAAUAAAAACUGUCAGAAUGGAACAGAUAACAUGUGUGAAUGUACCAAAAAUUUGGAGCUACAUCCUGCGGAAUGUAAUAAUGAUAACAAACUUGUGUACUACUGUGAUGAAAGAAUGUCACCUCCUCCUGCCUCAUUAGCAACAACGACACUGCAGUCUUUAAAUUGUUGCCGUGGUAGGCAGACAGCAGAGAGUGGUGCAUCAAAAAUAUGUCUGAAUUUACCAACUUUGCAAUUCUCGUGCCCUUCAAGAAAUCCUUCAGUUGAUGAUACAAGUCCGGAUUCAUCUGAUCUGUUUUCUGAUGAACUCUAUGCAAAUCCCCAAAUCCUUAUCCGCAAAAAGUCCCGAUCAAAACAAUCAUUUCAAGAAUCUGAUCGAACAAGUAAAGGUUCUACAUAUGAAGGAAUUGCAACAGGUGCAAGUGAUUCAAAUGGCAAUUCAAAAGAGAACAACGAACAAGAUAUGUCUCCAAAAGAAACACAAACUGACUUGGCACCACCAUUGCCUGCUCGAAACUAUCGCCCUGAUGAGAAAGGAGAACCCGAGAAAUGUGAAUCCUUUAGCACUUGGUGUAAUGACUAUGCUAAAGGAACCUCAAUGGUGGAAAAUUCCACAUCAUCCGGGAAACCUUUCUUCAACAACCUGUGUUUACCUGAACCUUCUCUCCCACUGCCUCCCUCAGAUGUUCCUCCCCCACUCCCACCAGAUAACCGAAAGUCAGUGUUUGCUGGUAGUAGUAGUUCAAGUGAUAAAGUGAGUGCUAAUGUGAUAAAUCCAAUGACUAAACUUCGGCUGAAUGAACAGCCUUCACUGGCAGCAUCUUCUUUAGAGCAGUUGUUGCAAGAAUCUUCAGUUGCUCCAUCUUUUAAACGACGAGUUCUUGAUGAGCCAAUUCAUGCUUCCUUAGAGGAGGUUUUCCCCAGAAUGCGAACACAACAUAAUCCUAGUCGGUCAAAAUUAACUGCUUCCUGGAAUGGGGAGCGUUUAAAUGCCAACACCAGUAAUCAUUGGGAUUUUUUCAUGAAGGACAGUCUCCCUAAGUCUUUGUCUUCAUCAAAAGUGUUAGAUGAACCUAUCCAUGCAUCAUUAGAUGAAGUAUUUCCUCAAAGAAGGCAGAGGCAAAAUACUAAAUGGAAUAGAAAUAGUCUUUCAUCGUUGAACUGUAAUGGCAGACGUUUCCCUAGUGCUGAGAAUAACUGGGAGGUUGUUGUUCAAGAAGGCAGCCCUAAUUUAUUUGGAUGUACCCAGAUGUUUCCUAGUGUUAAUGGCCUGAUCAAUCCGGAGAUACCACCACCAUUGCCUGCUAAACGGAAAACUAACCAAAGUUGUUUAGGAUCCUGCAAAUCUGGUUCCUUAUCACAUGAUGUUAUGAAAAACCUUGACCAGCUUAGAAAUUGUGGCUGGUAUUGGGGCCCCUUGACAUAUGAAGCAGCUAAGGCCCUGUUGGACACCAAACCAGACGGUUCUUUCCUCUUGCGUGAUAGUUCUGAUGACUGUUAUAUUCUAAGUUUAUCUUUCAAAUCCAAUGGGAAAGUAUACCACACAAGGAUGGAGCAUCACAAAGGUCUUUUCAGUUUUUCUUCCCAACCGGAAUCUCAUCAGAGGUGUAUGAUCAAGGACUUCAUGGAGCAGGCUAUGCAGAAUUCAGAGGAUGGGAAAUUUUUAUAUUUUUUACAGGCACCAGGCCCUGGAAUGCCACCAGUUCCCAUUCGUCUGCUAUAUCCUGUAUCUCGCUUCUCCUCCAUUUCCUCACUCAUGCAUCUGUGCCGCUUCUCCAUCUUGGGCUUUGUACGUCGUGACCUUAUCGAUAAUCUACCGAUUCCCGAGAGCCUGAAGCUUUACUUAAAAGAAAGCCAGUAUUUUGUGGAAACUCUGCAGUAAGUGGAAAGCACUGAAACAACACAUACAUAACACAUCUACUUUACAUGUACACAGAACAAAGGAAAUGGAAUACAACUCGUAUUGUUGCUCACAAAGGAUCAACUGAGUUAAAUUUCAUUGCCUAACUCAACUCCCUCUCCAUACUACCAUUUUUCCACAAACACACACCCUUUCUUUCUCUAUAUAUAUGUAUAUAUAUAUAUAUGUGUAUGUAUAUAUAAAUAUAUAUACAUACAUAACUAAAUACACCUUCAGUUAAUUCAUUGCUACACAGCUUAGCAUUAGACUAUUGUUCUUUUUGUGCGUGUGUGAGGUGAGUUUUUUGUUUUGUUUGUUUUUCUCAGUUAUUACUGAUUCUUGAAGACACAAAAUAAAUCAUUUAAAAAAAAAAUUAACCAGAGGUUGAAAAUUAAUAAUACUAAUAAUUGAUUUCUUUCAA